Scomber japonicus (chub mackerel) is the source of this 2243-nucleotide messenger RNA. It is a transcript of the gene wnt11, whose product is annotated as wingless-type MMTV integration site family, member 11. Gene Ontology annotation, cellular component: extracellular region. Gene Ontology annotation, molecular function: frizzled binding; cytokine activity. The transcript has 6 exons. Gene Ontology annotation, biological process: cell fate commitment; multicellular organism development; neuron differentiation. The coding region runs from base 308 to 1381 and encodes 357 amino acids. The record is from RefSeq and is a predicted model, not a curated record. NCBI's taxonomy places the organism in Eukaryota, Metazoa, Chordata, Actinopteri, Scombriformes, Scombridae.
CACACACUCACCGCUCUGACAAACACACCAUGCGUACCUGUGAGGAGCUAUUCUACCACCCCACGCUGGAUUUUACUCAUGCAUCUGGUUGAUAGAGACGCAGACAACUUUGUGGAAGGAUAUUCUGACCUGCUGAGAUUUGAUUGUUUUUUUUUCUCCCCGGUGCUGUUUUAUUGAACGGUUGAACGCCGUGCAAAGGCUUUAGAAGAGGAGGCUGUGCCAUGACAGUGGACCUUUGACUUUAAGCCAAGAAACCCAACAGCUCUUUGUAUUUGUGUCCUGUGUGAACUGGAGUCACUGUCCAACCAUGAGGAGCAGCUCUCAUGUCCUGCCUCUUGGUGUGCUCACUGCUCUGCUGUUGUCUCAGGUCUGCUCUGGCAUCAAAUGGCUAGCGCUAUCACAUAUGCCUACAUCUUUACACAUCAACCAGACCCAACACUGUAAGAUGCUGCCCGGCCUGGUGUCCUCCCAAGCUCAGCUGUGCCGCACCAACAUGGAGCUUAUGCAAACCAUUAUCCAAGCUGCCCGCGAAGUCAAGAAAACAUGUCAGAAGUCCUUUUCUGAUAUGCGUUGGAACUGCUCCUCCAUAGAGAUCCCUCUUGAAGCCCCGAAGUAUCGGCCAGACCUCGACCGAGGAACACGCGAGUCUGCAUUUGUCUACGCCCUGUCUGCAGCAACCAUCAGUCACACCAUAGCACGGGCGUGCACCACUGGAGAUUUGCGGCUGUGCUCGUGUGGACCAAUUCCUGCAGAGAUCCCAGAGCCUGGCUACCGCUGGGGAGGCUGUGCUGACAACCUGCACUACGGUUUGCUUAUGGGCUCCAAGUUCUCUGAUGCUCCCAUGAAGAUGAAGCGCUCAGGCUCGCAUGCCAACAAACUGAUGCACCUACACAACAGUGAAGUUGGGAGACAGGUGUUGAGAGAGGCGAUGGUGAUGAAGUGUAAAUGUCAUGGUGUAUCCGGCUCCUGCUCCAUAAGGACCUGCUGGAGAGGCCUGCAAGACCUGAGGGAGAUCGCCAUGGACCUGAAGACUAAAUACCUGUCUGCUACCAAAGUGGUUCACCGGCCCAUGGGGACACGCAAGCAGCUGGUGCCCAAAGACAUUGACAUCAGGCCAGUGAGGGACAACGAGCUGGUCUACCUGCAGAGCUCCCCGGACUUCUGUACCAAGAAUGACAAACAGGGCUCUGUGGGCACACAGGACAGGCAGUGCAACAAAACCUCGGUGGGCAGUGACAGCUGUGACCUAAUGUGCUGUGGACGUGGCUACAACCCGUACACAGAGAAGCUGGUAGAGCGCUGCCACUGCAAGUACCACUGGUGCUGCUACGUAACCUGCAAAAAGUGCGACCGGAUCGUGGAGAGAUACGUCUGCAAAUGAGUCUGUGCCGCUGUCAGCCUCACCUGCUGUCCUCUACUUGUACCAAGCCACCCAAGGCUACAGAUUAACCAAAGCACUACAGUACUGAGAAGGCUUACUUUUGUCUUAAGCUUUAGCAUGUUUAUUUCAAACAAGAAGUCGUCUAUUCUUGUGUCAGUAUCAUUUUUGUAUUGAAUCUUCAAAACCGCUUCACAAGCCUGAGCGUGGAGUGUGGUGACAGUGCCAGUCGGUUUAUGUGAAGACCGCCGUCCUCCUGGGUAUUUUCUUUUUCUUGUUAAUGAUCGUAAAUUCCCCCAACAGGGAUACUGAAAGUCUAUUUUAUUAUAUCUCUAAUAAAAAGAAAUAAUAUUGGAUUUUAUGCUGCAGGAGAGGGAUUGUCUUCUCUUCUCUCUAGACAGAGACUUAAUGUUUGGCUUCAUUCCGAGGAAAUCGAAGGGUUCUGAUGGAUUCGUGUGGUACUUUUUUUUAGGUACUAUUGAUACUUUUUCUCUCUGCAUCAAUGGACAAAAGAGGAAAAAGGAACACAAAGGGAACUUCAAGUACUUUUCAAUCAUGGAACAUUUUUUUGUGGUUGAUAUUUUGGACUCUCACCAUGUGUCCUGCGUGGAUCUUCGCAUGGGUCAUGUCUGCAUCCCUGUGGAUCGAGAGGAGAGAAUUAAGGACUUUUCAGUUUGUGAAUUGGUGCAUUAUCUCCUUUAUGUCUGACAUGCAGGCAGUUCAAAAUAUAUUCUAUUUUUCAGAGCAUAUGAGCUGAACUCAUGGAUUUUGUAAACCACUUUUGUGUGGAUGUACAUACUCUUAUUUUGUAUACUGAAAUAAAGAAAGACAUAUUUAUAAAAUAAUUAAAUGAUCUUCACCAUCA